GGGACAGAAUUGAAAAUAACGGGAAUCUCUAAAAUCAACCAGUUCCUCACUCUCCUCCUGAAUGAACUACUAGAAUCGGAGUAGAAAACAGCAGAUUCUGUAUUUUGUACGGAAAAUAAAUGCAAGAGAAGAACGCCCCAUUUACUUAUGAAAUCAUCCAAACCCUACAACAAAACAUGGUGAAGGUUUGACUUUCGCCACACAGUUUUUUUAACAGGAAAUAAGGAGAGAAGAAAAUGGCUCAACCAACAGUUGUUUUGGCGACUGCAAGCUAUGAUCACACCAUUAGAUUCUGGGAAGCCGAAAAUGGACGCUGCUUUCGGACAAUCCAGUACCCUGAAUCUCAAGUAAACCGUCUUGAGCUCACCCCCGAUAAACGCUACAUAGCUGCAGCUGGAAAUCCUCAUAUUCGACUCUUUGAUAUCAAUUCGAACAGCCCUCAACCUGUGAUGAGCUACGACUCGCACACUAAUAAUGUAAUGGCUGUUGGAUUUCAAUGUGAUGGGAAAUGGAUGUAUUCGGGCUCUGAAGAUGGCACUGUAAAAAUUUGGGACUUGAGAGCACCAGGUUGCCAGAGGGAAUAUGAAAGCCGCGCAGCAGUAAAUACUGUUAUUUUGCACCCAAAUCAGACUGAAUUGAUAUCUGGGGACCAAAACGGUAAUAUCCGUGUCUGGGAUUUAACAGCAAAUUCUUGCAGUUGUGAGUUGGUACCAGAAGUGGAUACAGCUGUACGAUCCUUGACUGUAAUGUGGGAUGGAAGCUUAGUAGUUGCAGCAAAUAAUCGCGGAACAUGCUAUGUGUGGCGUUUGUUACGUGGGACCCAGACUAUGACAAACUUCGAGCCGCUUCAUAAACUACAGGCGCAUGAUGGAUAUAUCCUUAAAUGCGCACUUUCCCCAGAGAUGUGUGAACCUAACCGGUACUUGGCCACUGCAUCUUCGGACAAUACUGUCAAGAUAUGGAAUGUGGAUGGUUUUACUCUGGAAAAUACACUAGUUGGACAUCAACGCUGGGUUUGGGACUGUCUUUUCUCUACUGAUGGUCUUUUUGUAGUCACGGCUUCUUCGGACACAACUGCAAGGUUAUGGUCGUUGGCUGAUGGUGAGGAAGUUAAAGUCUACAAAGGGCAUCAAAAGGCGAUUGUGUGCUGUGCUCUUAACGAUGGGAAUGGUCUGUCAAGCUGAACUUGAAAUGACCAUUGUAUCCCUUUCUUUGUGUUUACUCUGCUCCAAGGCAAAGGCAAAGGCAACGGGCAAGAACGGUAUCCGGUACAAUCUUGUAUAGUACAAUGUACGAUGAAGGAUUUAAUGCUUUUGUUGCUUAGUUGGGAACUUCGCUAAUUUAACAGUGGGGGUGUACUAGUUUCAUGUACAUUGAGUUUGUUCUUCGUAUUUGUUUUCGUAAGGCAAUGGGGAAAAACGGAAUUCUACUUGGAAGACAUUUACCAAAGCAAGGUAAACUGAUCGUCGUAGAUCUAUACACAUUCCUUAAAUUGAUUUAUUGACUUGC
Erythranthe guttata (spotted monkey flower) is the source of this 1509-nucleotide messenger RNA. RefSeq names its product target of rapamycin complex subunit LST8-1. Gene Ontology annotation, biological process: TOR signaling; regulation of actin cytoskeleton organization. Gene Ontology annotation, molecular function: protein binding. The record is from RefSeq and is a predicted model, not a curated record. Gene Ontology annotation, cellular component: TORC2 complex; TORC1 complex. Lineage: Eukaryota; Viridiplantae; Streptophyta; Magnoliopsida; Lamiales; Phrymaceae.